GCAGCGACACGGGGUUGGCAGCCGCGGAUGGCCACGGCGCUGGGCUCCUGAGCCGGCGGGGGCCAUGAGCACUGCCCGGCCCCAGUUCAGUAUCGAUGACGCCUUCGAGCUGUCCUUGGAGGACGCAGGCCCUGGGCCCGAGUCCAGUGGGGUCGCCCGCUUCGGGCCGCUGCACUUCGAGCGCCGGGCCCGAUUCGAGGUGGCCGACGAGGACAAGCAGUCCCGGCUGCGCUACCAGAACCUGGAGAAUGAUGAGGAUGGAGCCCAGGCCUCUCCAGAGCCGGACGGGGGAGUCAGCACCAGGGAUUCUGGCCGAACAUCCAUCCGCAGCUCCCAGUGGUCCUUUAGUACCAUCAGCAACAGCACCCAGCGCUCCUACAAUGCCUGCUGCAGCUGGACUCAACACCCUUUGAUCCAGAAGAACUGCCGGGUAGUGCUGGCCUCCUUCCUGCUCCUGCUGCUGGGGCUGGACAUAUCUCAGCCCGGCAGGUGCCCUGCUCUGAAAACACAGAGCUUGGUGAGCUUCCCAGGGAGGAUGUCUGUCCAGGGGGCCGCACGCUUAGGUGGGGGGCACCAUUCCUCAGGACCAAACCAUGUUGAGGGUUGCGGGUGGAGGUCCCUGCCCUGCCGCUGUCCCCAGCUCCCACCCUCACCCUCGCGGCUCCAUCUGUGUGCAGCGCUGAUCCUGAUCGGCGUGGGACUGGAGGUGGCGCCCUCACCAGGUGUCUCCAGCGCCAUCUUUUUCGUACCCGGCUUCCUGCUGUUGGUCCCGGGAGUCUACCACGUGAUCUUCAUCUACUGCGCGGUCAAGGGCCACCGGGGCUUCCAGUUCUUCUACCUGCCCUACUUCGAGAAGUGAGCCGCGCCCAGCACCCUGGCCACAGCACCUUCCUGCAAAGGCUGAGGAAAGGAUUGACCCUGGAAGAGAAGGGCUCCAGACCAGCCAUGUCCCCAUUAUACACAUAACGGGCCUGCUGCUGAAAGACUUGCCUGAUGUCACCCAGUGUGUCAGGAGCAGAGCUGGGCCUGGGACUCUUCUGCCCUGCAAGACUGAAGAAGGCUUAUCUAGCCCCCGUGGUCCCCCAGCCAUUAGCAGAGUGGGCCCUGCCCAUGCCUUUACCUGGGGGGCCAGUGUGGGUGCCUGCCCUGGUGGCCGUGGCCGAGGGCACGCAGAUGACGCAGGCCUGGGGCCUAGAGACUGGUAUCCUGAUUCCAGCCUGGCUCUGGGGCCCUGGGCUGCUGCAACCAGCUCCUAAUGUGGGCUGUUACAAGGCAGCAGCCCAGCCCCCUCCCCAUGCUGCCCUACUUCGCAGCCCAGGGGUUGGGAGAAAUAGAAGGCAGAGGAUAUGGCAAACAGGACCCAAUGGCAGAGAACCUCAGUGUCUGAGAUUCUUAGAACCGCAGAAUAUUGGAAACAGAACAUCUCAGAAUUUCAAAAAAUCAGCAUCUCAGAAUCCUAAGAACCAAGAAAAUAAUCUUCUAGAACCUUGAAGCUAUCAUGUAUCAAACACCAAGAAGUUACCAAGUCCUAUGCUAAGCACUUCAACACAGGUUAUUUCUGGUGAUCUUAACCACCUUACACAUGUGGAAACAGAGGCCUAGAGAGAGGCAGAGUCGGGACCAUAACCCAGGACUUCCAUGGGAGCGGCUGGGAGGCACUGAGCUGGAGUGGUCCCCAGCCCACCAAUAGCCAAACAAGUGUGGGCUGAGGAGACCCAGAUGCUUACAUAUCUACAGUGUCUCCCCCAGUAAAAGGUGAGUGCCGUUAAGAAGGAGCAUUGCUAGGUCUGGCCUCUACUGUGUCUGCAGCAGCCAAGGCAGCACCUCCAGAUUCUAUACCUUUGUUGAAAGAAUGAACCCCCAGAUCUACACAGACGUCCCACCAUCGGCCCCCCAGGCAAGGCACUUUUGGGGGGCACCCAGCAGGAUGCAGGUACUCCUAAACUAGUGGCUCUCCAACUAGUUGUGGUAAAGGAUCAUUUUUCAUUUCUAAUCUAUCAGACCAAUACUUCUGUUAGAUAAAAUAAAAAUUAGAAAAGUGAACUAUAAAAGCCCACAGUUUGUAUUACCAUAUUAUUCAGACAUAAAAUUAAAUUUUAAUAAAUAUAAUCAGAAUGAACAUAGGAAAACAGGUUAUGAAAACCAUUCAUUGAAAGUGAGCAAAUAGGCAAUGAACAGAGAGUUGCUACCGCCCUCAUAACUUCUUGCCAUUCCACAAUCAUAAUACCAAAAGUUAUCCUGGCAGUGAUGAGGCUUGAUGUUGUAAGACUGUCUCAGGAGUCAGCAGGCUACAGCCAUUGGGCCUGCUAUGACCCCCAAGCUAAGAAUGGGUUUUACAUUUUAGUAAUGCUUCAGAAAAAGUCAAGAAUAAUAAGAUUUGGUGACAAAUAAAACUAUGAAAUUCAAAUUUCAAUGUCAACAAAUCAAGUGUAAUUAUUAUUUAUUACGUUUCCAACACAGCCACACCCAUCUGUUGACUGGCUGCUUGGAGAUACAAAUUACAACAGCAAAGUUGAGCAACUGAGAGACAGAAACCAUGUGGUCAUCAAAGUCUAAAAGCUUUACUAUCUGGCCUUUCAAAGAAAAGGUUUGCCUACCUAUGGUCUAUACAAACACUUUGACAGAACUCUGUGAUCACACAUUUAAAGUUUUAAUGAGACCAAUGUGCUUGAUUGCUGCUGGUUAAUUUAUAUAACAGCCCAAGUUGGACUGACAGUAACACUAUCUUCCGGGAAUAGUAAAUAUCUAAACUCUAAAUCUAAUUUCUUUUGAGUUGGAAAAUACAUUAAUGGUUCCAUGCAGAUUAGGAACAUUAGAUUUCCUUACUGAGCUGUGACUCAGCUUAUCCCCACUGCCUUUUGCCUCAGCCCAUUUUUGUCUGAUAUGCCUGUAGUUACACUAGCUUUCAUUUGGUUAACUUCUGCUAGUAAAUCUUUUUCCCAAGCCAUCACUUUCAGCCUGUCUAUUGUCAUUAUACUUUGAACCUGUCUCUUAGAGUCUGCACUCAGCUGUAGGGGAGAGCCUAAUAUCUGCCCUCUGGUAUGUGUUCUCUGCCCUUGCAGUAGAAGAACCUCUGUUUUUUGACUGGACACAUGGUCACCCAAAACAAAGACUGCAUUUCCCAGCAUCCUUUGCAGCUAGGUGUACCAGCUGAGGCCUGCCUCACGGGGUCUGAGUGACUCAUCUCUUUGCCUCCUUUCCUCUUUGUUCCUGCCUCUGUCCUGCCACCUGGAAAGUAAACAAAUGUGGGCCCACCCUAGGAAUGGCAGAGCAGCCAGCAAGAACCUGGUGCCUGAAGACCAUACAGCUGCAUUUCACCUACGACUUUUCCUGUGGGGAAAAUUAACUACUAUCUACUUUAUUGUUGAGUCUCUGUCACUCAUGGAGAACACAAUCUGAUAUUGAUACUUUUCUUCUGAGACUGAGACUCUCUGACUUUUAACCAAAAAACUUAAUCUAUUUAUAUUUAUUGUAAUUUUUGUGUGUUUUUUUUAAGGAUUAUUUCUAUUUUCUAUUUUAAUGUUUUCUAUGGACUUGUUUUUCUUUGCUUUUUUUCCUCCGUCCCAACCUUCUACUGGCUUAAUACGAAGUCUUCACUAUCCCCCUUUUUCUCCUCUAUUGAUUUGACUAUUGAACAGAACAUCCUAUCUCUAUUUCUGUUUUAUUAAUAGGUACCCUUAAAAGGUUAACAAAGUUUAAAGUUAAUAAAUGAAUCUAUCCUCUUCUAGGAAAAAAAAAUAUUUCAGCAUGUCUAAAGUAUCUCCUCCUAACUUCCAUUUUAUUUGUUUCUAUUAUUUUAGUCCAUCUGUUUUUAAAAUCCUCCAAUUUAAUUUUUUUACAGUUAAUGCUUCUUUAGAACUACCAAUAUGUUAACUGAUU
Molecule: messenger RNA, 3879 nt
Organism: Manis javanica (Malayan pangolin)
Lineage: Eukaryota; Metazoa; Chordata; Mammalia; Pholidota; Manidae
Gene: TMEM134
Product: transmembrane protein 134
Source: RefSeq, a predicted model, not a curated record